AUGUCAAAACCUAAUUAUGAUGAGUUGGCUCCUCGUCCAGAGGUAUUUGACUUCAAUGGAGUAACAAUGAUCAACGCUUUCACUGACAACUGGGAAAAUGUGCAAAACUUUCAAGCCCGACCUGACGAUAUUGUUGUUGCAACCUAUCCCAAAGCAGGAACAACGUGGGUCUCAUGCAUUCUGGACCUGCUGUAUUUUGGACAGACACAUCCAGAGCGGCAGACCUCCAUCCCCAUCUAUCUGAGAGUGCCCUUUUUGGAAAUGGCCCUUUAUAGUUCAGAAAUCAAUUUUGUGGGAGUAGACAUCGUCAAUAAACUUGACACUUCGCCACGACUGAUUAAAACCCAUUUUCCAGUUCAGUUUUUGCCCAAGUCUUUUUGGGAGAAUAAUUGCAGGAUUGUGUACGUGGCUCGUAAUGCCAAGGACAACAUGGUCUCCUACUUCCACUUUGACCGCAUGAACGCAGCGCAACCAGCGGCCGGAGAGUGGAAAGACUUCUUCCAGAGAUUUCUAGACGGAAAAAUGGUAUUUGGAUCUUGGUAUGACCACGUAAACGGUUGGUGGCAGAAGAAAAAGACAUACCCCAAUUUGCAUUAUAUGUUUUUUGAGGACCUUGCAGAGAACACAGAUUUGGAGAUAACUAAACUGUGCAGCUUCCUUGGGCUGUCCGUGAGCCCAGAGAUCCGUCAACACAUCACAGGUGAAGUCCAGUUCGACAACAUGAAGAACAACAGCAUGGCCAACUACUCCACGUUAGGCCACGGAAUCAUGGAUUUCAACACGUCUCCCUUCAUGAGAAAAGGCAAAGUUGGCGACUGGAAAAACCACUUCACCGUGGCCCAAAAUGAAAAGUUUGAUGAAGAUUAUCAGCAAAAAAUGAAGGACCACACGCUGCAGUUUCGCUCAUUGUUGUGA
Messenger RNA from Knipowitschia caucasica, 915 nucleotides. The record is from the annotation of a GenBank genome assembly. Lineage: Eukaryota; Metazoa; Chordata; Actinopteri; Gobiiformes; Gobiidae.